This is a messenger RNA of Sesamum indicum (sesame), 1108 nucleotides long. Its product is annotated as Ribosomal protein L9/RNase H1. Lineage: Eukaryota; Viridiplantae; Streptophyta; Magnoliopsida; Lamiales; Pedaliaceae. Gene Ontology annotation, biological process: translation. The record is from RefSeq and is a predicted model, not a curated record. Gene Ontology annotation, molecular function: structural constituent of ribosome. Gene Ontology annotation, cellular component: ribosome.
GAAAAACCAAAAUCUAAAACCCGGGGGACUAGGUUUUAGAGGUUGCGCUUCACUACAGACCUAGACCUUUCCGCCGUCGACGCCGUCGCCUCCACUUACACGGUGAUCAUUGAGCUCCUCACCGUAGAUCAACAUUUAUACAACUUUUCUUCUUGACGGGUGUAGGGACAUAAUGGCUUUUUUACAUUAUGGAAAAAAUAUCAUGCGUCGGAGCUCGAUGCACCACCCGCUGCUAUAUGCCGUUCAAGGCGUUAGAUAUCGAAAGCUAGAAGUUAUCCUCACGACUACUAUUGAUAAGCUCGGAAAAGCUGGGGAAACUGUCAAGGUUGCACCAGGGUAUUUCCGGAAUCAUUUGAUGCCAAAGUUGCUCGCGGUGCCGAAUAUUGACAAGUUCGCGCAUCUAAUUCGCGAGCAGCGCAAGAUUUACCAGCCUAAGGAAGCUGAAGAGGUUAAAGUAGUGUCAAAGACGGAGGAAACCAACUUGAAAGAGUACAUAGCGGCAGCAAAUCGCCUUGCUAGUGCAAGACUGAAUAUAAAAAAGUUCAUCAUAGAAGGAAAGGGUAAUGAGUUGCGUCAUCCAGUGACAAAAGAAGAAAUUUUAGCUGAGGUUGCCAGGCAGCUCCAAGUGCACAUUGAACCUGAAAAUCUGCACUUACCGAUUCCCUUAUCAUCUUUGGGGGAGUACAAGGUGCCCCUCCGCCUGCCAAAGUCUAUACCUAAGCCAGCAGGAGAAGAGUGGAUUCUUGACAUCAAAAUAAGGAAAAGGUGAGGCACAAGGUGAUAGCACCUGCAGAGUGCUUCAUGAAAGAACUUUUGCUUCUGGCUGCAGAGAAUUGAAGCCAAGACAUUAAAUGAGUUGCCAUAAAUGGAUUAACCACUUAACAUCUCAUUUUCUCUCUUUCUGGACAUGCAAAUUCAUGUCUCUUUAACUGAGACUGCUGAUGUUGUUGUGGUGUAUCGCUAGUGAGAAGGCACACUUGUAGAUAUUGUGGUUACCUGCAGAAUCAGACUAGCAGUCCGACUUUUCAAUGAUAUAAAUGUGUCUUAGAUCAUGGGCCUUUCUUCAUUCUUGGAAUUUCAAUGAAUGUCUUACAUUUGCUGGCAGCAA